CAGUUCGACGUAAACAAUCAAGCUGUUUGGAGAUGAAAAGUGUACUAAUCUUUUUCUUCGCCCUGACGGUGGCCUUUGCUAUCGAGGACAGAAACGCCCGCAUCUCCGGUGGAGAGCAGGCAGGAACCAAUGAUUUCCCGUUCACGGUAGGUAUCAUGAUCUCGGGAGAUGAUGCACAUACGUUCUGCGCUGGAGUUCUGGUAACACCCCGAUUCGUUCUGACUACUGCCAACUGCGUUAUACGUCAAACGAUGUUAACCGUCCUGCUGGGAUCAACGGACAUGACGCGUGUUCAACAGUUCCUACCGGUAACCCACGUUCGACUUCACUGGAACCACAGUUCAACGGUGAUAAAUCGUGCAGAUCUGGCACUCUUGACACUAGCUAGGGAGGCCACCCUAGGUCCCACAGUAGCGGUCGCUAGACUACCCAGUCGAUCCCAAGUUGGAAAUUCAUUCAACGGAUUUGGAGCAACUCUUGUCGGUUGGGGCAAGACAGGCCAACGGGAGGACGAAGCUGUGCCACUGCAGCAUCUGCAGGUCUUGCGUAAUCCGAUCAUUAGUAACUUUGUCUGCGGGUUGUCCCACUCGUUCAUUACCGAUGAACACGUCUGCACUUCAGGAGACAAUGGAAGUCCGUGCGAGGGAGACGAAGGUGGUCCAGUCAUGAUAACCGAGGGUGGAGAGUUUACUGUGAUCGCAAUUCAUUCGUUCCACUUUUCUGGUAUUCGCGGGUGCGAUCGGGGUCGAUCGGCUGUUCAUACGCGCCUUACCGAGCACCUGAAUUGGUUAGUAGAGCAUACAGGUGUUGAGAUAAGACCAUGAUUAGCAAUCUGAUUUGUUUUGGUUGACGUUUGAGAUUUUCAAUAAAUUUUCUUGACUGCAUUA
Topomyia yanbarensis is the source of this 887-nucleotide messenger RNA. Its product is annotated as brachyurin-like. The transcript has 3 exons. Gene Ontology annotation, molecular function: serine-type endopeptidase activity. Lineage: Eukaryota; Metazoa; Arthropoda; Insecta; Diptera; Culicidae. Bases 33 to 824 code for a protein of 263 amino acids. The record is from RefSeq and is a predicted model, not a curated record. Gene Ontology annotation, biological process: proteolysis.